AUGAGUUCCUCCGAGGAUGAGGGGGAAUACAAUGACCCCAUCGACUUUAAAAAGCAAAUGAAAGCUCUCAAGAAACGCGAAAAAGAGCUUACGCGAAAAGCCGACAAUAUAGAAAGCAUGAUGAAGAUAUUUACCCAAACUCUCGCAGGCAGUAGACCUCCUCCUACUUUUACAUCUACCGGACAGCCCGAACAUGUGCCUCUUUGGUCUCCAGAAGCGCUAAGAGAUAUUCCCUCCGCUUCGUCAAUGCCAAGUGCAUUUACCUAUCCAUCCAACACGCCGUACUCGCGAUCGUAUAUAAGAGACGCGCUCGAAUUAGUGCCUAAAUACGAUGGACAAAAUAUCGCGGUUUGGCAAUUUGCUCGUGCCUGUAAAAGAGCGAAAGAAUCAGUCCCUCUUCUCGACGAAGCCCAUCUCGUUCGCUCAUUAAGAAACAAGUUAACAGGACACACUUACCUUGCUGUGGAGGAUGAGGUUCACCUAACAAUGGAUAAAUUUUUAGACACCUUGAAGCGCACAUUCGGUUCCGGUAGAACUGCUAAUUAUUACCGCGGUCAACUCAGCAUUAUUCACAAAAAGCCCGCCGAACAUAUACUAGACUACAUCGGGCGUAUCAAAGAUUUGAGAACCGCGAUCAUAGAAGGAGAUCAAACAAAUUUCGAUCGUCAAUUAACGGAAAGCGAGAUAGCUUCCAUCGAUGCCCUUGCGUUAGAAUCUUUUUACGAGGGAUUGCCACGAGAAUAUCGGGUAGAACUUAGAGCCGAAGGCUAUACUAAUUUCGCAGACACUUGUGCUAAAGUAAUUAUUAUUAGUAAACGAUUGGAGAGAGAGGAGGCUAGGGAAAAGCAAGCGCGUGCUUCGCGUACAAAUCAAAAUCAAAGUAAAAAUGCGGCGAACCUGCAAAGCAACAAUAAUAAUUUUGGUUCCUCUUCUGGAACUCUAGGUAGCACCGAACAGAAAAUUUGUAGCUAUUGUAAGCGUUUCGGGCACCUGAUUAACGAAUGUCGUACUCGACACCAGCAAUUUUUCGGGAAACCAAGCAGAGGCCUCGGCCAACGGGACAUCCCGAGGCCCAGGAAAUCCUCGUCCCAUCCUCACGGUGGAAGACCGCCCUUCUACGUCAUCAGGAAUUACACCGGAGAUAUUCCCUCCGUAGAGGUCGAGUCCCCCUCUUUUCGCGGACCGAUCGCCUUUAUGGUGGACACCGGAGCGCACCCUAAUAUCAUUAAGAAAGGAUGUGUUCACGGUGACAUCACUAUUAAUAAUCAAGAGAUUUUGCAACUAACAGGCAUAACUGAAAAUGCCGUUAGCACGCUAGGCUCUAUCGAAGCCCAUAUAUUAGAAACUCCAGUAAAAAUUCACGUCGUGCCAGAUGAAUUUCCAAUGACGCAACAAGGUAUUCUAGGCACGUCAUUCUUCAAAGAACACGACGCCUGUAUCGAUUACGCACAAAGAAACCUGACUUGGCGAGUAUACGCCGGAGAUUCACUUGUAACUUGUAUUAAUGACAAGGCUUACAUACGAAUAAUUAAUACGCUCGAUCACGAGAUCGAAGUUCUGAUACCUACCCUGCGAAUCGAAGAAGUUGCUCAAAUUGCUGACAAACUACCGACCUCUACGGAGAUCGAAAACACUCCAUUAUUAAACCAGAAUUCUCCUAAAAAUAAAAAUCAUAAAUUACUACAAUCCUCUAAAAAUAACAUAAUUAAUACUACUACUAAUGCAAACAAUUACAUUAACAAAACAAAUGUUCCUAUUAAUACUAAUGGUGAUAACAGUGACGACACAAAUAACACUGGUGAUAACGCCGCAAACACUAAUACUAAUACUAAUAACGAUGAAUCGCUCUCUCUUACCAAUCCUCCUAAUUUCUACAAUGCAUCUUUCGAAUGCACUCAAAAUACUCUACUCCAUGCAGAAAGCAUGCGAGCCCAGACGGGCCCCUUUCACAAAAAAGAAAGCGCGACUGCCCUCAUGGGACCUUCUUUUUCUCACAAAUCUAGCCCAAGCGGCAUCUACUCUAAUCCUACGCUGGCACCACAGAGUGCACCAGCUCCCUCCCUUGUGCCAUGCAGAGCACUCCCACAAGAAAAAGCGAUUCAUAACAUAAAUAAUAAUCAAGCAAUUUCUAUUAUAAAUACAAAGGAAAUUGCCGUUACUAAAAAUAAAAAGAUUACGCGUAGAAAUAUCACCAUCACUCAAAGUCGCACGAUAAAACCCAACGAAAAAUUUGAGAAUUCUAAAUUAAACGAUUUUAAAAUAAAUCCUGAUAGAGUAUCCAUAAUAUUACAAUCACUCCGACUUGAACAUUUGACUUCUCUCGAGCAGGAACACAUUGUCACACUAGUUGAAAAUAACUCAGAUAGAUUUCACAUACCUAACGACUAUCUCGGUCAAACUCACGUAGUAACGCAUAAAAUAACGACUACAGAUGAUGUACCAAUACACACAAAACAGUAUCGAUUUCCUCCUAUACAUAAAGAUGAGAUAAAUCGACAAGUAAACCAACUUCGCUCAAACGACAUUAUAGUACCUUCCAACUCUCCAUAUAAUUCACCUGUUUGGAUUGUACCAAAGAAAUCUGAUUCAACGGGUAAUAAAAGAUGGCGAAUGGUCAUCGAUUACAGACGGUUAAACGAAAAAACAAUCGGAGACGCGUAUCCGUUACCGAACAUCUGCGAUAUCAUGGACCAACUCGGUGGUUCUAAAUAUAUGUCGAUACUCGAUUUAAUUAGCGGGUUCCACCAGAUACCCAUGGACCCCGCCGAUGCGCAUAAAACCGCAUUUUCGACACCGCACGGGCAUUAUGAGUUCUCGCGAAUGCCUUUCGGUUUGAAAAACGCCCCAGCCACUUUCCAGCGAUUAAUGGAUCAAAUUUUAACUGGCUUACAAGGGGUCGAAUUAUUUGUGUACAUGGACGAUAUGGUAUACGCGAGCUCGUUACAAGAGCAUGAAAUAAAAAUGAAUAAGUUAAUGAACCGUCUGCGAUCCGCAAAUCUAGUGCUUCAACCGGAUAAAUGUGAAUUCCUCCGUCGCGAAGUGGCAUAUCUCGGUCACAUAAUUGGAGAAAAUGGCGUACGCCCAGAUCCGCAAAAAAUUUCCGCAGUACAGAAUUUUCCAGUUCCAAAGAAUAUAAAGAAUGUUCGUCAAUUCCUUGGAUUAGCCGGCUAUUACCGCCGCUUCAUUCCAAAUUUUUCGAAAAUCGCCAAUCCGCUAUCUAAUUUAUUAAAGAAAGACGUAGCUUUUAAAUGGAACGAUACUACACAAGAAGCGUUUAAUACUCUAAAAGAAUUGUUAUGUAAGGAACCAAUUUUGCAAUAUCCGGAUUUCAACCGCGCAUUUGUCCUUACAACAGACGCAUCAAAUUUCGCUAUCGGUGGAGUACUAAGUCAAGGCGAAAUAGGCCACGACCUUCCAAUCGCCUACGCGUCAAGAGUGUUAAACUCAGCAGAAAAAAAUUAUUCUAUCAUCGAAAAGGAACUCCUUGCUAUCACGUACUGCGUAAAUCAUUUUCGCCCAUAUCUUUACGGUAGAAAAUUCACUCUAGUAACUAAUCACCAGCCAUUGACCUGGCUGCAUCGCGUCAAGGACCCUACGUCUAGGCUCGCGCGAUGGCGCUUAAAAUUGGAAGAGUAUGAUUAUGAUAUCGUUUAUAAGAAAGGCACAAGUAACAAUAACGCGGAUGCACUGUCUAGAAAUCCCAUUAUUCCUAAGCCAAUCUUUUAUUCCGUAAUGCCUAUUAGGAAAAAACCGCGAUUUGAGUCACAAACUCACGAAGUUCGCCGCGCAUUAAGUACACUGUUUACUGGCGACAACGAUUCUGAUGAUGAGCGUCCACGAAAAAGGCCUAUAUUAAGGUCUGGCUCCGGUGUAGAAUUGGGCUCUCCCCCGGAUUCUGAAGAAUCGAACGCCUCGCUAAUUAUUUGUGAAGAACAGUCUCAUAUUAAACAACCGAUCCCACAGUCAUCUAAUCGCGAAUUCAGCUUUAACCCAGGGGCAUCAUUUCAAGAAGAGAUGAUCCGCCUCGAACCAUCAGACCAAACGGUCUCACAGCCACUUACGUCUAUACCGUCGCGAUACAAAUUGAGACCGCGAAAGCAGAAAAACAUAAUCGAGAUCUCUAGCGUGGACGAAGACGCGCGAAUUUCAGACUUUGAGGAAACGCCACCUCAACCUGAUAUCCCACCAGAGCCUCCACCUUCCGAUUUCGAACUCUCAGAUAGUGAGCAUGAGCAUGAACCAGAUCUUGAAUCAUUACCUAUUCCUAACGCCCUGUGUAAAAUUCUAGACAAUCCGUCAUCAUUGCUCGAAAGAAACGAUCAUCUCGUUGUAUUAACCACUGUUGAUACGCGACCUUUUGAUAAUGGAGCAAUUGAACUCCACGAUGCAGAGAAAUUGCCAAUUCUUGACAAUUUGAUGCUCGGAAGAGCCCGCGUCUACUUGCUGAGUCAUUAUAAUGACAAACAUGUAAUUAUCUUAGCUGUAAAAGAACGAAGGACCAUUCAGAUGGAUAUUGAAAUUUUAAAAGAAUGUUUCGCUUCGCUUCUCGAUGUAAUCACUGAAUUAAAUUUACAGUCUAUUAGCGUGAGGAAAACUGAAAUAUUAGAUUCAACUCCAUGGAGACUAGUACUCGAAAGUUUAACAACUGCGGUAGCAGAACAACCUAUCAUUAUUAAUAUUUGUCACGGCUUAACUACUCCUUUAGUAGAAGAUAGAAUUAACAUAAUAAAAGAACACCAUGAAUCAGCAAUUGGUGGACAUAAAGGCAUCACUAAAACUUACAGACUUAUUAGAAAACGUUAUUUUUGGCCCGAUAUGAAAAAUCAAAUUCAAAAUUUCGUUAAACAAUGCCUUACUUGCCAAACACGAAAACUUGUUAGACAAAAAACGACCAAUGAUGCUGACCGAUACACCUGGUCAAGCAUUCGACAAAGUCGCUCUUGAUAUUGUAGGACCUCUUAAAACCACUGAUUCAGGCAAUACUUAUAUCCUAACAAUGCAAGACCUAUUGACUAAAUAUUCUGUCUAUGCACCUCUGUCAAGUAUUAGCGCCGAAGCAACAGCUACAGCCUUUAUCAAUUAUUUUAUCUGCCGAUUUGGUUGUCCACGCAGUAUUCUAACAGACCAAGACCGUAACUUUAUGAGUCAAGUAAUGAAAAGUAUUACGAAAAAGUUUCGAAUCCAGCAUUUCAGAACCACCGCGUAUUAUCCUCAAUCUAACGGAUCGCUCGAAAGAUCACAUUCCGUGCUAAUUGAGUACUUAAAAUGCUUUGUACAAAAGGAAAAUGAAUGGGAUAUACAUAUUGAAAGAGCUAGUUUCUCGUACAAUACCUCUGUGCACGAAGGUACUGGGUAUACCCCACACGAAUUAAUUUUUGGUACACCAGCACGAAUCCCAUCUAGCUAUAAUACUGAGCCUGCUCAAGAAACUUAUUCCCACCAACUUAACAAUUUA
Molecule: messenger RNA, 5455 nt
Organism: Solenopsis invicta (red fire ant)
Lineage: Eukaryota; Metazoa; Arthropoda; Insecta; Hymenoptera; Formicidae
Exons: 3
Coding region: 1-4944 (1647 amino acids)
Source: RefSeq, a predicted model, not a curated record